This is a messenger RNA of Strongylus vulgaris, 420 nucleotides long. The record is from the annotation of a GenBank genome assembly. NCBI's taxonomy places the organism in Eukaryota, Metazoa, Nematoda, Chromadorea, Rhabditida, Strongylidae.
AUGAUAUUUCCCCUUAUGGCCAAGAUAUGCAAUACAAUAGUAUGGUGCUCUCAACCCUUACUUUAUACUGAGGCGACACCAACAUCUGUACGAAAUGUUUUUUGCGGGGUCGCCGGGUUCUUGGGUGAUCUCGGCUCAGUGGCAGCACCGUACCUUAAAAGACUGGAGGCUAUACACAAAUCAGCGCCUGCCUUGGCAAUAGUGGUAAUGUCGCUGAUAUCGGCUGGGAUUGUUCUUAUUAUGCCGGAAACAAAAGACAAGAAAUUGCCUGAAGAUCUGGACGACUUUGAUCCAGGACCAUUGUUGCGUUGGAUGAAGAAAAAAAAGGACGAAAAAGUGGAAGAGGGGUCGCCCAUGUUGGGAACAGAGCCAUCCAAACCAGCGUUUAGUGAAGAAAAGACAGCUGAGUUCGAAGCUUAA